Oikopleura dioica is the source of this 1173-nucleotide messenger RNA. NCBI's taxonomy places the organism in Eukaryota, Metazoa, Chordata, Appendicularia, Copelata, Oikopleuridae. The record is from the annotation of a GenBank genome assembly.
AUGGAAGAGAACAACGUUCCGAGCUCGUCCAUGGCUGAGCUAGUAAAAACGGAAGAACCCGCAGUCCAUAACAUUUACCCAGCAACGCCGAUUGUUAUGCUUCAACCCGUGGAGUCUUCCCAACUACCGAUCUGGCCGCAAGCAUGGACGAAGGUGGAGCCAGCCGACAGUGCUGGCCCCUCGAUGAUUCCCGCUUCUUCACUUCUCCAAUCUGGCCAAGUGAAUGUCGGUCAUCACGAUAGUGGGAUCUCCAUGGGAUCACCGAUCAGCUCAGUUCAAUCUGUUGAUAGAAAUCGUAUUCCCUCAACGUCGCAGCUCGAUCUCGAUCCUGCCUCUCCUCCUCAAGAAGGCGCUUACCAUCUGGCCACUUCCUCUCCCAAUCCGCCCGCCGUCCAGAAUCUCCAAGCUCCAUCGCAGCCUGAGCCAUCUGAAUCGGUCAAGACUGAACAAGUCACAGAAAUAUGGAACCCACAAAACAGCAACCCACCUCAGGAAUUGCUUCACAGAAACAAUCUAACAUUCGAACAAUCACACUUUACCCUUCCGUUGAGCCACUACUGUAACUUCACCGAUGCCUCGCAGAUGGCUCACGUGGCUCGAUUCGAGCAGUCGCCCGGCUUCAACUUCCACCUCCAUCCUGCUGGCUUCGUCGAAUCGACGCCAGGUUCUUCUUCCGCCGACAGAGCAUCUACUUCGCAAAUCCACUUGCACCCAGUACCUUCCUCCCACAUUCAAAACAUCGAUCACCAGAGCUUGACUCCUCAAAAUAUCAGCAACGCUAUCAACUUUCCGCAUUACCCUCCGAUGCGAGAGUAUCCACAAAUGGACUCGCAAAUUACUCAACCUGCCAAGCGCAGAAAAACCACUGAGCAUCCGAAAAGGCAGUGCGUGAACUGCGCUGCAACGACAACGCCUUUAUGGCGCCGCGACACGAACGGAAACUACCUAUGCAACGCUUGCGGUCUCUACCACAAGGUCAAUGGCUGCAACAGACCAUUGAUCAAGCCGAAGAAACGAGUUACGACGAGUAAACGAACAGGUGCCAAGUGCACCAACUGCAAUACGACCCAGACCACUCUCUGGCGGCGAACCACUAGCGGCGACGCUGUUUGCAACGCAUGUGGCCUUUACCAAAAACUUCACGGGGUAUUCGAUUUAAUUAACGAUGUAUAG